AUGAAGAGGGGGCGGGGGCAGCGCCGGGAAGGUGCCGGGGGGGCUCGGGAGGAAUUUUGGGGGUUCCUGAAAAAAACAUUGGGGGGGGGCGGGGGGAUCUCGGGGGUCUCGCUGGCGUCUGACCCCCCCCCCCCCCCCCCCGGCCUCCCAGGGGAUCCCCAGGAGCAGCUGGUUCGGCACUUCCUGAUCGAGACGGGCCCGCGGGGGGUCAAAAUCCGGGGGUCCCCGGAGGAGCCGUACUUCGGGAGCCUCCCAGCGCUGGUGCUGCAGCAUUCCAUCACCCCCAUCUCGCUGCCCUGCACGCUCCGCAUCCCCCACGCAGAGCUGCAGGAGGAGCCCCCGGAGCUGUCGGGACCCCCCAAUGUCAGCACGGCUGGAGCCCUCCUGAGGCAGGGGGCAGCCUGCUCCGUGCUAUUCCUGGGCUCGGUGGGCACCGAGGCCCUGACGGGACCUCAGGCCGUGGCCAAGGCCGUGGGGUCCCUCCUGGAGGGGGCCCCGAGUGCGGGGGGGUGCCCCCGGCCCCCUCCCAGCCCCGUGCACUUCAAGGUGUCGGUGCAGGGGAUCACCCUGACGGACCGGCAGCGCAAACUCUUUUUCCGCCGGCACUACCCCGUGAGCAGUGUCACCCACUGCGGCACCGACCCCCAGGAGCGCAGGUGGGCGAACCCCGACGGGACCACAGCCAGGAUUUUCGGGUUCGUGGCGAAGCAGGCGGGGGCCCCGGGGGGGGGCAACGCGUGCCACGUGUUUGCAGAGCUGGACCCCGAGCAGCCAGCAGGGGCCAUCGUCACCUUCGUCACCAAAGUCCUGCUGGGAACGCGUCACUGAGAGACACUGGGACUCCUCCCGCACCCGAAAAACCACCUGGGGACUCCCAAAGCCCCCCGAGACAGGGGGGCCUCGGGGGCACCCUCCAAACCCAGUGAGACUCUCUCCCGUCUUCAUCGAGGUCCUGCUGGGGACACAACACUGAGGGACCCCCAGAACCCCCUGGGACCCCCAAAGCCCCCUGGAGACCCCGUGCAAAGGGGGGGACAGGGAUGCACACAUAACCAAUACCCCCCCAUCAUCACCUUUAUCACCAAGGUCCUGAACACCCCCAAACCCCCCAAACCCUCCCACACACCCCGAUUCGAGGGAGCACAAGGGCACCCCCAUAAUCACCCUUCCCCCAUCUUCAGCACCAAAGUCCUACUGGGGAGCCCCAAACUCCCCCUGAGACUGCCCCCAGACCCCUCCAAAUACUCCCCAGACCCUCCAACUGCCCCUGAAGGGCCCCCAAAACCUCCUACACCCCCCCCCACCAACCACCCCCUCAAGUGAAAAGGGGUGAUUGGUAGAAAAGGGGCACAGGGACGCCCUCUGCAAUCUGGGGGGUCCUGGAGGAAUCCAAAUAAAUCCACAUUUAUUUUGG
Molecule: messenger RNA, 1414 nt
Organism: Serinus canaria (Common canary)
Lineage: Eukaryota; Metazoa; Chordata; Aves; Passeriformes; Fringillidae
Gene: TNS2
Product: tensin 2
Exons: 8
Coding region: 1-828 (275 amino acids)
Biological process (GO): peptidyl-tyrosine dephosphorylation
Molecular function (GO): protein binding; protein tyrosine phosphatase activity
Source: RefSeq, a predicted model, not a curated record